This is a messenger RNA of Hemiscyllium ocellatum (epaulette shark), 2515 nucleotides long. It is a transcript of the gene acot8, whose product is annotated as acyl-CoA thioesterase 8. Lineage: Eukaryota; Metazoa; Chordata; Chondrichthyes; Orectolobiformes; Hemiscylliidae. Gene Ontology annotation, molecular function: fatty acyl-CoA hydrolase activity. The record is from RefSeq and is a predicted model, not a curated record. The transcript is spliced from 6 exons. Gene Ontology annotation, cellular component: peroxisomal matrix. Gene Ontology annotation, biological process: fatty acid catabolic process; acyl-CoA metabolic process. The coding region runs from base 4 to 1011 and encodes 335 amino acids.
GAGAUGGCGGCCAAGGCUCCAGGGGGAGUGGAGAGCCGGGCCCGGGGUGAUGGAGGGGCUUCGAGUGCUGCUGUUGUGCCCGCCGGUGGCAGGGGUUCGCCCCCUGUCAGGGCGGAUUUGCAAAGUGUGUUGGUGACGAGUGUCCUGAAUUUGGAGAGGCUGGAGGUGGACCUGUACAGAGGAACACACCAUUGGAUCCCGAGGAGUCGCAUGUUAUUUGGUGGGCAGAUUGUUGGCCAAGCACUGGUAGCUGCUGCAAAGUCUGUACCUGAGAAUGUUUUUGCUCAUUCGUUGCACUGUUACUUUGUUCGUGCAGGUGAUCCCGAUGUGCCAGUUGUGUACAGAGUGGAUCGUACUCGAGACGGUAAAAGCUUUUCUGUCCGUUCAGUGAAAGCCAUCCAGCAUGGGCACCCAAUUCUAAUUUGCCAGGCUUCUUUCCAAAAGAAAAUUGAGAGCCCAAUUCAGCAUCAGUUUACCAUGCCGGUGGUUCCUGCCCCUGAAAACGUAUUAACCCAAGAGGAACUUAUUGAAAAAUACUUGAGAGAUCCAGAUUUAACAGAGAAUUAUAAAAUGGGUCUGACGAAAAUGUUAGCUGAAGAGGUUCCAAUUGAAAUCAAACCCAUAAAUCCACCAGAUUACUAUAGACGUAUACCCACAGAGCCUGUACAGAGGUUUUGGGUACGAGCACGUGGCUACAUAGGUGAUGGGAACAUGAAGUUGCAUUGUUGUGUUGCUGCCUACAUUUCUGACUAUUCCUUCCUGGCAACUGCAUUACUGCCUCACAUGAACUACAGGGUAAAGUUCAUGGCAUCCCUGGACCAUUCCAUGUGGUUUCAUGCCCCAUUCCGGUCUGAUGAGUGGAUGUUAUACGAAUGUGAGAGUCCUUGGUCUGGUGACUGCAGAGGUCUGGUCCAAGGUCGCCUAUGGAAGCAGAAUGGAGUCUUAGCAGUUUCUUGUGCUCAAGAGGGAGUAUUUUAUGUGAAGCCAGCAACUAGCAAAAGCAAGUUGUGACUGAGAUGGCUAAUUGUCAAUUAACCUACCUCAGCAUUUUUAGCAUGUAUUUACUAAUGUAUUGUCUCAUUUGUCAAGGGAUGAUAGCUGUAAUAUUGUAAGUCUGUUUGUUUUCUGUGAAGCUUUUCCAGUAAUUCUCCUCAUAUUCAUACAAGAAAAAAAAUCCAUGUAUAAUAGUUUUAUAAAAUAGAAGCAACAGACUCGAGAGACUCAGCGGGCCUGUUCUUUGGAGUUCCAAACAAGAAUUAUACAGGGCUCAAUGGUAAAUCUUUGUCUGUCUGUCUGUCUCUCUCCACAUCCCUACGCCUUCGAUACUGGUAAACCCGUUGAGUCUUUAGCUGUUUCUCUUUUUUUUAAUAGAUGUUCAGUAGCUUUUGUUUUUACCUACCUCUUUUACAGUGCUUUUGAUCAUCUGCCCAGGCAACUCAAAUGUAACUUGGUAUCAUCUUUUGUUUUAUGUUCCCUGUGAAGUACGUUGGGAUGUUUUAUUACAUUAAAGGCCAAAUAAACGGAAACUGUUAUCACCAGGAGCCAAUCAGUUUUACAGUAUUUCAAUGCAGCUAGAGCAGCUGCAGACUUCGAGUGCCGAGUCAUUGCCAUUUCUCAGAUGUAUUGCACUUGUGUGAGACUGACUUCGGCCCAUAGUAGCACAGGCACCUGCUGUUCCAUAUAAAUGAAGGAACCUUUCCCAAACUACUCAAUCCAGAAGAGCUUCCUCAAUUCCAACACAUAAUCUGGGAUCAAAGACAUACAUUUUCUGACUUUACGGUAGUUAUUAUAUCUCUGCCUCCCAUGCCAUUUUAAGGGCCAUGUCUACAUGGAAUUUCCAACUUUCAUUGCCAUGUGCAGUGAACCCAGAAUUAAUAUGUCCAGUAACCAGAUGAUUUGGGCAUACACUUGCACAUUCCAAUGUAAGAAAAAAAAAUCCAGGUGUUAUACAAAUUCAAUUGUCAAAUUUCUUACUUAUAUUUAUACUCUUGAAAGUGUUAGUUUAGUGUUAUCGUCAGCGGUUGCCCUCCUUUAGCUAUUAAAUGACCAUUCUUUAUGUGAUUUUGGACGGUGUUUCUGCAAACUGUUUUGCUAUGUCAUGUCCGAAAUGAACCCGUUUGUUCUUAUGACCACAUGCAUGUUUUGCAGUUGGCAUCAUGGGGAGAUAGAAUCCCGUUUUUUUUUUCCAUGUCUUUUGUUGUUACCGGGUACCUUAACAUAAGGCCCCAACUGACCUUGGCUGAGAUCAGCUAGUUUUGAUAGGCCAAAAAGUGAAUCUUGGACCAUACAGUAAGUAUGACUUAAUGUUUAUGCAUUAAUAAGUCUUCACCAGUUGGGUUACAGGGUACUUCAUUUUGUCAGAUGUUACAGCAUAUUUAUUUUAUAUUAAUGCAUUGAUAGUCAUGGUUUAACAAUGAGAGAAUUGAGAAAAAUAAAGUCAAAAUAUGAUUAAAGUCUGUCACAACUGGAGGAUUUGGGCAGCAUGGAUGUAAUAUCAUUUCUACAUUCCAUUAUG